Peronospora matthiolae is the source of this 1356-nucleotide messenger RNA. The record is from the annotation of a GenBank genome assembly. NCBI's taxonomy places the organism in Eukaryota, Oomycota, Peronosporomycetes, Peronosporales, Peronosporaceae.
AUGGCGUCAGAACACUCAAGGCCCCAUCGUGUUGCACCCUCUAGACGGGGCCAAGUAGACGUCGGGUCUCUUUUGCUGUUGCUUGGCGGCUUCUUUGCCGUCAUUGCCGCUUUGCUUGCCCGUCAUGGAUUCACUGGUCGCGAUCACGUGGUGGGCAUUGACUUGGGCACGACGUACUCGGUCGUCGCCAUUUGUCAGAAGGGCAACGUGACUUCAAUUGCAGACAGUGAUGGUUAUACAUUAGUGCCGUCCACAGUUGCAUUCCUGUCCAAUGGAGGUGUAUUAAUAGGCCGAAAGGCACGAGACCACGGCGCAACGGACCCUCGACACACUAUUUUUAAUGCGAAACGGUUCAUUGGUCGAAGGUACGAAGAAGUUCUAAAUUCAGAGGCUGAUGCAGACGGUGUGAUGCCGUACGAAUUCAGCGUCAAAGCGCUGCGAGACCACGACCACGAUGGAGUCUGCUUUGCAAUCAAUUUGGAUGGCCACCCUGAUUGCAUAACACCCGUUGAAAUCGGUAGCAAAAUCGUGCGGCAUCUUCGCGAUAUGGCACACCGCUUUGUUGGUCACGACCAGAUCACAAAGGCAGUUAUUGCAGUGCCAGUGGACUUUGAUGCGAAGCAACGUAACGACACUGUGGCGUCCUUUCGUGCCGCAGGAUUGGAGGUAUCUCGUGUGCUGGAAGAACCGACUGCUGCGGCGAUCGCCUAUGGCCUGCACCAAGACCCAAGCGUGAGUUUUCUGCUCGUUUUUGACUUUGGAGGAGGCACGCUGGACGUCUCGCUGCUCUUUGCUCGGAACGGAGCUAUUACUGUGCUCGACACGCUGGGAGACAAUUAUCUCGGAGGUGAGGAUUUGGAUGCACUGUUGGCAGCAUGGCUAGUCAAGGAAUUCGAAGCACAGCUUGGCAGCCCGAUUUCGUCACGUGGGACUGAUGCUGAUGGGCAUGGCAAUGACGAUAAAGAGCUGCCGUGUACACUUACUGGUGUCCGCCGUGCUGCCGAGUUCCUCAAGAGACAGCUUACUGAUGCUCCUACUGCCAGCGCCUCUUGUGUAUGGGAUGGCGCUGAAUCGCAGGCGGUGGCUAAGACUCGAGCAACAGUUGAAAUGACAAGAGUACAAUUCGAAGUGCUAUGUGGGUCGUUGCUGGAGCGCACAAUGAUUCCAGUGCGUAAGGUGCUUGAGGCCAACAACAUGGAAUCCGAAGAGAUCGAUGCAGUUGUAUUGGUAGGAGGCUCGUCGCGAAUCCCGUGGGUGCGCGAGCGUCUUACACUCAUGUUCCAAGGUCGCGCACCACUCUCGGACAUUGAUCCGGAUCUUGCUGUGGCGUAUGGAGCAGCGCGCACGCUAGAUUAA